UUUGGGAUUUCUGCUGCUCACUCCAUGUGAUAGCAAUAGCCCAUCAAUGCUAUAGGUGCCACUUGGAUAUCUGGGCUUUUGCUGGGUGAAGAAUACUUUGAGUUCCUGUGACAGUAAGGCAAAGGGCAGGAAGUCAUCUCCUGUCAGAAUAAAAGAAGACAAGCAUGAUUUUACCAGUUAAAGACUGAUACCACAUUGCUACAAGGAUGCCAAAAGCCACAAGCUCCAAGUCUGAGAAGAUGUACCUUCUUGCUACUCUCCAAUUUCUCAUGCUGGCAUUAUCACUGACUAUGGCUUCUGAAGAAUGUGAAUGCGAACCAAAACCCAACACAUGCAAUAUUAUGCCCUGUGGAUUGCCUGGAAGCAAUGGGUUACCAGGUCGAGAUGGGAACCAGGGUCCAAAAGGAGAAAAAGGAGACCGAGGAGAGAGAGGAACACUAGGUCCUCCUGGAAAAGUUGGCCCCAUGGGGAUCAAAGGAGAUCAGGGUCCUCUGGGACCCAAAGGACCAAAAGGAGACAAAGGAGAUAGUCAAGAAUUGAUUCAGCUUAAGGCUCAAAUGAGUGCUUUGCAGGAAGAAAUGAGGAUGCUGAAGGAUCUCAUCAACAAAUACAAAAAAGUUUUGAUAUUGUCUGACAUCAAAAUUGUGGACCAGACAUUUUAUAUGGUAGUAGCAUCUGAAGAGACAUUUGAAGAAGGAAAGAAAUUAUGUUCACAAAGGAAUGCACAGCUGGCAGCCCCUCGGAAUGCCAAAGAAAACAAAGCCUUACAAGAAUUGGCCGAAAAGUUCAACAAAUACAUCUACCUGGGCAUAAGUGAUGAGGUUACUGAGGGCACAUUCAGGUAUCAGAAUGGACAAAUUGUCAGCUAUACUAAUUGGGGACAUGGAGAACCCAACAAUGCUGGAAAUGAAGACUGUGUUGAACUCCAAACCAGUGGCAUAUGGAAUGAUAGAUCCUGUACCGAAAAAUACCCAGUUGUUUGUGAACUUUAGGCUGUACCAUACAUGUUUCAGUGGCAACUCCAUUUUCUGAUAUUACUGACAUUCUCCUAAAGGAUUUCCUGGGCAGGGACUUUGUUCUUCAUUUAUGAGAUAUGUACAAAACUUGGCUUUUGUCUCGAUUCUUUAAAACACAUUCAUCACUAAUUUUCUUGAUCUUAUAUUCUCAAAAAGCUUAAUUAAAACAAAAGUUCUCACCAGGCUGGAAUAUAAGACCUAGAGAUAAUGAAAGAGAACUUUGAUAGGGGAAUCCCCUCCAAUAUUUUUGGACUAUGAUUUAAGAAAAUAUCUAAGACACCAAUGGAGAGAAUGUUAUAAAAGCUACAAAGAUGUGCAAUGGCCAAAGGGAGAAAAUCCAUUUCAGUUAGGACUCUAAACAUUGUAGGUUUCAGCUUAUUUAAUAAGAUAAUACUUUAAAAAGAAAACAUUUCAAUAUCGCAUGUUAUUGUAAGAUAUUUGGAAAUACCUUGAUCAAAAGAAAUUGUAGAAUAACUAAAUUUGAAAGAUGAAUAAAGCUAGUGGACACCCAAAGUGCAAAUUCCCUCUACAAUAGGUGCGACAGGAGUGACAGAAAACAUGAUACAUUUUGAGGCAGCCUCUUUCUAUUGCUGGUCAGCUCUUCUUCAAAAGUUCUUUCCUAUAACGAAUCCAAAUUUGUCCCCUUCACCAAAAAAAUUUCCAGCCAUGGAUCAUUGUCUUCUCAACUACACAAGGCAAAUAUAAUCUGUCUUCUAUGUACUAUUGUUAACUACAUACAACUCCUGCAUACAACUUUUUUAAAAAA
Sarcophilus harrisii (Tasmanian devil) is the source of this 1782-nucleotide messenger RNA. RefSeq names its product pulmonary surfactant-associated protein D-like. The coding region runs from base 207 to 992 and encodes 261 amino acids. NCBI's taxonomy places the organism in Eukaryota, Metazoa, Chordata, Mammalia, Dasyuromorphia, Dasyuridae. Gene Ontology annotation, cellular component: multivesicular body; rough endoplasmic reticulum. The transcript has 5 exons. Gene Ontology annotation, biological process: positive regulation of phagocytosis; surfactant homeostasis. The record is from RefSeq and is a predicted model, not a curated record.